AUGGACGACGCGGAGCUUCUCCUCCGGGAAUGGGCGAUGAGCUCGCGGCUCCUGUACUUCUCGGUACUCGGAGUCUCGUCCUUCACACUUCCGGCCCUCGUUUUCUCGUUGGCUUCGAUGAAACGCUUGAGGAAAUCCAACACAAAACCGUUUUUGUGCGUCAUCAUGGUGGCCAACAUUGUUCUGCUCACGGCGGUCCUCACCAACGUCCUUUCCGAGCAGUUCAACCUCUUCGUUGGUCAGUUUUUAGGAAAAACGAGAGUUAUUACAAUACAAAAUUGGUUUAAAAUGAGCGCCAAUACUAAAGAGACCUCUUAAAGUCAUUCAGAACUAAAUCAUUUUAUUGUCUCUUCUAGUGGCCAUUUGAAAAUGCGCCAAGUGGUCACUUAAGGCGUUCAUGAGAAGAUGUUGAAAAUGUAAGCAGAACAGAGAAUCAAAAAUAAACCCAAUUUUAUCGGCUCAAAUGUAAGAAAUGAAGAUGCAUGACUUUUGGGACGUCACUAUAGUGGGCACUUCAGUGAGCCAUAUUUCUAGGCUUCAAAAAUUCAAUGAAAAGUGAAAAAUUUCCUGUGACUCUCCUAUAGAAAAAAUAGCUUAUCUUUGAAUUUAGCCAAUUAACUAGAGUUCGUGGGAAAAUCAGAGACAGGCAGACACUUUAAAAUCUCUGCUCGUCUGGUGUCUCCAUUAUUUCUAGGAAAUUUCGCAAAUUAGAAUUUUCAAUUUUUUACAUUCUAAUCAAUUAAUUUUUAACAUUUGAAAUUUAAGUUUUCAGAUAAAUAUUCCAAAUCCCAACUCAAAUUUUUUUCCCUUUUUGUUUUCAAAUUGAAAUCCGAAGCUAUUUUUAGACUCAACAGAACGUAAGAUUUUUUAAUUAUAAAACGAGAAUUUUUUUGUUUUUUUGCGCACAUCAAUUUCAGCGGGAGGAUCCGUGUCGAAGGAAAUUUGUUUGAUGAAAAUUUUUCGGGGUGAGGGUUUUUUUGCUUCAAGUGAUGAAAACUACUUCAAUUUUUCAAAUCAAGGUACUUUCAUUUAAGAAGAGUUUUACAACUUUGAAAUGAAACUAGACUUUAGGAGGCUUAAAACACGAGGAGAACUUGAGAAAUCGUUUUCUCAAGUACUUUUCCUCACUUCAAACUUGUGCCUCACACCCGGAACGAGCUUUUUCUUUGAUCUCGAUAGCUUAUUUUGCAAACUUUACGUCAAAAAAGGGAAGUUCCGAUUCUUCAAAUGGUUUUUAUUUUUUCUCAGCUUUUCCUCUAGCUCAUAGGUCACGAGGAAAAUAAUUAUAUAGGUUGAAAAGUUGAAUUUUUGACGCAUUUGGUAAUUAUAGCAGUCUCGGAGGAUGAUUUUGUCUAUUGUAAAGGAAGAUUGGAUUUCUUGAACAUAGGCUCGAAAAUAUAAUCUUUUUCGAACACGUGAUCUAUGAGAGAUUAAACAAACUUGAAAAAAGAUUUUCUUGGGUUCAAAAUUCAGUAAUUGAGCUAAUCGCGCUCUAGGGAUAAUCAUUAAGAAUAUUUUUCUGGGACUUUGAAAUGGACAGGCUUUUAGAAACAACUACGAAAAAAAAAAGGAUUUUUUUAAAAUUCAGCCCGGAAAAUAAAAAAAUACCUCAUCACAGUUUUCUUCUCAAUAAGAAAUGAACAAAAAAACUAUUUUUCAAGAUCAAAAAACUUUUCAGGCGUCGUUCCUGGCGUGAUCGUCUGUAAAUUGAGCACAUUUCUGGUCAACACUUCGUCCAGUACGAUCCACUGGACUUGGGUCGCGAUGUACCUUCAGGUAAAAUAGAAAUUGUUUUCGUAAAUUUGAAUAAAAUUAGAUUUUUUCAAGCCUAUUUGCUAUUUUUAAAAGUGUUUUUACUCAUGACAAAGUUCAAAAAGUUCACACUCGAUUCUCAAAAAUAUCCGGUACUGCUCAGUCAACCGUAGCUUUUCGUUCUUUGAGGCCAAAAAUUGGGUGGACUUUAAAAGUCAACAAGUCCUUUGCCUUUGGGAGGGCCACGAGAAACUAAAAAGUUCCGAAUCGUUCAUUUUCUACUCGACAUUUCAAACUUAAAAAAAAAAUUUCCACCAAACAACAUGCUUCUGGUUAUUGCUCAGGUUACGGUUAAGUUGCUCAUGUUAGAUUAAACAGAGAAGCUCAAACGUGUAGUUUUCGAAUCAUUGAGAAAAAUUUUCAAAUUCGUAAAAUUUGGACUAGUUUUGCUGAAAAAUAAUCUCAUCCUUGCUUAUUUCAAAAAACGAAAAUAAAGUUCAUUUUCCGUUUUUUCCUGUUUUAUUUUUCCAUUUUCCCCAAAAAUUGAGCUUUUCUCUGGCUCAUUCGUUACAGCUCCUGUCAAAACCUCCUGGGAAACCUCUUGUUUUUGAGAUCAUCCCAAAAAAUCUGCUUUUGUUUUGACUGUGACGGGAAAAAAUGUGUCAGUGUGGGAAAAUUUUAGAGUUUUUGCGGGGAAAAAGUUUUUUUAUGCAUCAGCGGAUGCUCUUUUUGGAAUUCAAAGUGCUUUGGUCAUUAGGCGAAACAUUUCAAAAGGAUUUUCAUGAAAAAGAAUUAGAAGGGAGAAUAGUUAAAUUGUUUUUUUCUAUUACUUCUACCGGAUUUUUUUCAAAAAUUUGAGCUUGGAAAACGAAUUUCGAAUCAAUUAUAGCCUCAGAAAGUUAUAAAAAAACCUCAUACGUUUAAAAAAAUGUCACUGACGCAAAAUUUCGAGUUGGGUUCGUGUCGGAAUCCACAAAACUCGAAUCCUCUAAUUUAAAAUUAAUGAAACCCAAAAGAUGGCUUUUUUUCUUUCUUUAGUAUAUUCAACACCAGACAUCCUUGGUGUAUGUUCUGACCAAACUAAAACCGAAAUUUCUCUCUUUUUUCACUUCCUAAAAAGAAGAAGAGAGGACGUUCUCAGACUUCUUUUCAUUAAGAUCCAUUUAUUAAAGAAAGGGGAACGGAAAUGAGAAUUUUUGGAGACAGCUGGUCAUAGUCCAACAGGAAAUCCUACUAAUAACUAAACAUUAAUUGUGAACUUUGAAACAACUUUGAUUUGAAAUAAAUAUUCGGAAAAAGUACUGUAAAGUUCAAAAUAUGAUCUUGAAGCUUUAUUGUGAUUGAAAUUUUUGUGAGGUAGUUUUUAUGGAUCAUGAAUAGAAAAAAAUGGCCGAAAAAAAUUAUCAAAUAAUUUUAUUAAAAAAAUGUUUUUUUGUGAGAUAUACUAUAUUGUGGCGUUUACGGCCUAUUUCACCCGCAAAUCCUUUUCGGUAAACCUUUAAAAACUUUUUUUGAGAAACGAGAAAAAAACAAUAUUAAAGCGAUUGACGAAGAUAUCAAAUUUUUCAAACUUUUUUUAUCGCUUUUUUUCGAGAAAGAUCAUGAAAUUUACUGUGUUCUUUCGUUUACAUUUUUUAAAAACGCAAUCCUUUUCAUAAUAAUACAUUUUUAAAGAAUUAAAUCAAUAAAAAAACGAUCAAAAUUAGAAUGAAAACCAAAAAAAAAAAUUAUCGUGGCCGAGGUUGGCAAAUUCGCAAGAUGCGCGCUACCGCACAAAUCGAAACAGCGGAGUGUCGUUCCAUGAAAUUUCAACUUGUGGCACAUCGACUAUAAACUGACUUAAUUUUUGAAUCCAAAAAAAUCAUUUUUUUCAGUUUUUUUAACAUUUGACACAAAGCUUGACUGUUCAUUUUAUUUUUUUCAAUAAAAUUUUUAAAUUUUUCCUUUUUUUAAUAAUAAUAGGUUUAUUUUUUUAAUCAAGUCUUAAAAGAGAUCAGAAGCGCAAACACCUUUUUUUAAAAAUCUAUUUUCGAAAAAAACAAAGAACUAAACGACUAAUUAGCGUAGUCCUUGAAUAACACACCCAUUUUCCAAUUAUCCUUCUCCUUUUUUUCCCCAAAAUUGGCUUUUCUUGAUGUUUUUCAGGGGAAGUUGUCCAGAAGAGGACCACAAAUUAAUUAAAUAUAUUUAAUUUCCAGAGGUUCCUGCACGUCUUCUUUCCCAUGCGAGCUCGUCGUUCGCUGUCUGGCAAGUCCAAAAAUAUCAUUUUCGCGUGAGUUUUUGAGAAGGGGAGGACAUCUCGAAAGUGCGUACACUUGGUUGGAGGGAAAAAUAUUUUUUGGAGUUUAGGGAAAAGUUUGGAAGUAUUAUUACAGCUCUUCAAUAAACACAAGGAAUAAUUUCACUCCAAGGUCCCGAAAAAAAAUGAUCCUUUUUUUUGUUUAGGGACGUUUUUUAAGAUGAAGACUUUCAUUAUCAAUAUUUCAAAAACCUCCGAGUUUUUCGAAAAAAAUAUUGAAAAAAAUUUGGCGUACAGGUCCAAUUUUGAGUUUAUUUUUCAUAAAGAAUUUCCUUAGCUGUCCUGAGAAGGUCAAAAACUGUACCGCGCGGAUGUUUUUAAAGUGCGGACGUUUCUUAAAAAGGAAAAAAAAAUUGAAAAAAAAAAUCUUUCAAAAAAUUUUCAAUGUUCUGGUAAUCCUAAUAAUGAGGAAACAUACAAAUCUAUCCUCUAAUCUCUUUCGAAAAUCACGAAAAUUUUGUGGAGGGAAGAAAAUUUCAGAAAUCCAUCCGCAAAUUCAAUUCUCCGUUUGUCUUCUUACGCAUUUUUCAAAUAUUCUUUUCGCCGCACUUUUAAGGAACUGGGAUUCCUGGAACACUUCCGAGAGAAAAUUCUGAAUAAACACUCCAAAAAUUCAAAAUUGAAAAUUAAAGUUUUUCAGAAGACUUCAAAAAAAUUUUUUUCCUAGAUUUUUUUGGAGGUAAAAAUAUAUUAGUAAUAAAUUAGAAGACACAGUUGAAAAUAGUUCGUAAAUACUCAAAAUUUUUCACUUGUAAAAAAGGAAGCGGAUAGUUCAAGAUGCGACCGACCUAAAACUACUUACGCUUUGCGUUAUCCUUUUCACGUAACUUUUAAAAAAGGCAAUAAAAUUGAAAUAGUCAAUCAGAAAAGAAAAUUUUAACUCCAAUAACCUCAUUUCUGACGUCCUUUCUUCAUUAUUUGGAUUUUUUCAGAACUGGGAAUUUCACCUUUUUUUCAAGAACUUUUUCAGUUGUGCUUCUUUUUUUAUUGGGGAAAAAAACAAAACUGAAUAAUUUUUCCAGUCUGUUGGUUUCAAUUAGUAAGAAAAGGAAGAAAAAAAAUAAGAAAAAUUAAUUUCUUCAGGAUCACCUUGUUUUCUUCACUCGCCGAAGUGUGGACCUUGAUUUUGAUGACCGAGAUUCGGGUACCCGGGGAGGACGACGGCCAGAGUGGAUCUUACUGUGCUGAGAAUCCGAGGAUCAUCGGGUUCGUUGAGGAAAAACCAAAGAAAAAAAUCUAGAAGAAGUCUUUAAAUCCACUAGAACCAUUUUUUUAGAGGUUUCAAAUCCAAGAAUUUUUUUAAAUCAAAAGAAAAAAAUACCUUCUUGCUUUUUUCCGAGUACUUUUUUUCGUACUUCAGACUUCGUUCUUUUUCUCAUUCAGCUAAUUAGAUUUCCUGAGUAAAGAUCAGAAAUAGAGGAGCAGCUGAAUAAUUGAAAAGCUGAAACGCUUGAAAAAUUCCCAGAAAAGCCAAGAUGUUUGCUUCUGAUAUUGGAAGAGCGUGAACUAGGUUAUUAGAAACUGAAAAGUUUUUUUUUUUGGCAAAGAGAACAAAAAUCGGGGCUCUAGGUACUUUUAAAAGGGGGAAACGAUCUCAGAAAAAUUCCAACUUUUUUUUUUUGCAGACUCCCAGAAAAUUUGUUGAGCUGACGGGGAAAAUUUUUUAAUGGCUACUAUAGGGGUUCCUCGAAGACUGUUUGUAGAGGACUCUUAGUUCUCAGGAGCCACUUUUUUGUCUCUUAGUGGCCACUAUAGUAGUUUUAGUGGUCCAGUAAUGCCACUUCGACUUCCAGAGUGGCCAAUAAUUUUUAACCUCUUAUGUGGUCAUUAAUUUGACUACUUUCUCAGGAAAAACUUAGGGAUAAAGAUUUUUAAUGACUUCACUUGAACUGGAAAGAAAAAUCAACUAAACUUUCCAGAAAAGAAACCGUAAAAUGGGUGGCUUCGGUGGACUGUUUCCUGACCUUCUUCCUGCCCCUUUUACUGACCGUUCUGACUGAUAUGACGGUUCUGGUUCUUCGGAACCCGUGCCAGAAAAAUCAGUUCAAAUUGGUCUCCAGCAAGGAGUUGGGAGGGUGUGAGAAGCACGAGUGUACCAUGAAAAUCGUCUCGGAGAGCAAUCGAAAGGUUUUUUUCUUUGCUUUUCUCUGAAACUAUCAAGCUUGAUUUUUUUCAGAGCGCCGCGAAACGGAGAAGUCUUGCCAUUCGCCGUUGUUUCAUCGCGGCAACGAUAACUUUGUUGUUGAAUUUACCGAAUUACGUUCUUCAGGUACUUUUUCUCCAAAUGAGAUUUUUUGAUAGACCCUAAUUUCAAAGAGUAAUUCGAGAUGAAAUUUUGAAAGUCGGUGUGAUUUUAAUAUUGAUAUAGUCCGUUUUUCGCAAUUUGAAAGGACGCGAUUUCUCUGCACCCACCCCGGCUCUCGGUGACCCUCUCAUGUUUGCAUGCUAUUUUCAUGUUUCUCUGACCGCGCCGAUGAGAGAACAGAGAGACGCAGACACUCGAAAACUGUCAAGUCGCGGCAAACGGACUACAACUAGAAUAUAACUAGAAAACUAAAGAUCAAAUUUUCAGCUUGUUGACGAGUUUUACGAGCUGCGAGAGAGCGAACAUUUAUCCACGAGGAGGACUUUUCUGAGGGUAAUUUUUUGAAUUUUUCCAUUGUUCGAAAAAAAACUUUUUUUCAAACUUACUGUUCCGGAAGGGCUGUUUAAAAUAAAAAAUAAUGGAAAAAAGUUGGUAUUUUCACAAUUGAAAUUCUUUAAAGUUGCCAGAACUCCUUUGAAAAACUAAAAAGUUUAGUGAUAAAAUGUCUCAAAAAAAUGAAUUUUUCGUGCUGUUUAAAGUAUAACUGAUAACUUCUUUUUCUUUCAUUUUGGCUUGUUUUCGCUUUUUUCUGAGUUUUCGCUAUUUUUGUCUGUUGAAACUUCUUUCUUUGAAAAUAAAAUAUUGCGUGACUGAUAAAAUUAAAAUCAAAUAAUGGUCCUUCCAACAUAGGCAAAGUCGGAAAGGGGGAAAAAAUAGAAAUGUUUCUUUUAAUGUGACAAAGGUUCCUUUUUUAUUGCCCUUUUGCGCCAUUUUAUUGGCUCUUGUGCACCAUUUUUGCUGCCUCUCUCUUUUUGCACCAUUCCUUGAGCCUUUAAAAUCCUAGAAAAAGUUGGAGGCUCGAUAAAGGAACUCUUUUUCCUGCCUUUCUGCAGCCUUUUUCGAGCCUUUUGGCGGCCAUUUAUCCACCUUUGCCCAAAAAUGGAUCAGCAGGUUACUAAAGACUAUCAAACCAUUUUUGCUCAAUUUUUAUUCAAGUCCAUAUUUUCAGAUCGACGCGGCCGUAUAUGUCCUUUACUUACUUCAAUUCCCGACAGUUCCCAUUCACAUGUUGUUUUUGAGGGAAGAUAUCAGCCGCGCUUCCAGGUACCGAUUCCAUUCCGAACAGGUUCAUCUGCAGUUUUCAGACUACUACGUCCAUCAAUUCGAGAGCCGACAAGAUCCCCCAUAA
Messenger RNA from Caenorhabditis auriculariae, 7545 nucleotides. Lineage: Eukaryota; Metazoa; Nematoda; Chromadorea; Rhabditida; Rhabditidae. The record is from the annotation of a GenBank genome assembly.